AUGUCCCGGCCCGCGGCGCCGCCCGGCUCCCCGCGCCGCCUCGGGGCGCUGAGCACGGCGCAGCUCCGGGCGCUGCUGCAGGACGAGCCGCGGCUGCAGCGCGCCGCCCGCCUCUGCAGGAAGUUCCAGAGUCUCCAGCUGGAGCGGGAAAUGUGUUUGGCUUCAAAUUGCACCCAGGCCAAGGUGAAUCUGUCCCUGCGCCCGCGGCUGGAGGAUGGGAAGGCUUCCCUGGCCAUCAAGUACCAGGAGCUGCAGGAGAUCCGAGAGGCCUGCUGGGACAAGCAGCAGCGCCUGGAUGUUUACCUGGAGAAGUGGAGCCCACAGAGUGCCCUGGGCCAGCUCCAAGCCAAGCUUGAUGCCUCCGAAGCAGAGUCAGAGGCCCAGAUAAAGCAGUUCCUGGCCCAGGAGCUGCCCCUCGAGGCCUUCCUGGAGUCCUUCUGCCAGAGCCGCACGCGCUCCCACGUCUGCCGGACCCAGCUGGAGAAGCUGCAGGAGCUGCUGCACAAGGAGCAGGUGCAGAAGGACCAGAGCGGAGCAGCGCCCAAACCCUUUGAUCUGUCCUACGGCUUUGUGCCCGCCGUCCUCGUCCCCUCGGAGGCUGCCGCGCCCUUCCCCGUGCCCGCUGCGCCUCCCAAGCACCAUCUGCCAGCCCUGGCACAGCAGCCAGCAUCUCCCUGCUCCGAGGCGCCCGGCCUGGGCUCUCCCCUGCGCCCCGCUGGAGCCGUGCCCGUGCCCAGCGCCCAGCCCCGGGAGCAGGAGCCGCCGCACCGGUAGCGGGGCACGGUGGGCAUGGGGCAGGGGGGGAUGGCCCCGCUCCUGCCCCUCCCGGGCCGGGCAGCAGCACCCAGGGCAGGAAAGGGAGGGGUGGGAGGUGCUGCAGGCACAGCUCUGAGGGGUCUGUGGGGUGGCACAUGGGGGAGCUCAUACAG
Molecule: messenger RNA, 929 nt
Organism: Melospiza georgiana
Lineage: Eukaryota; Metazoa; Chordata; Aves; Passeriformes; Passerellidae
Gene: VPS37D
Product: VPS37D subunit of ESCRT-I
Exons: 5
Coding region: 1-774 (257 amino acids)
Biological process (GO): protein targeting to vacuole; protein targeting to membrane; ubiquitin-dependent protein catabolic process via the multivesicular body sorting pathway
Cellular component (GO): ESCRT I complex
Source: RefSeq, a predicted model, not a curated record